AUGACUUACGAGCUCUACAACUACGAUCCGUCACCUAGUGCUGCUAUCGCCUUUGCAGUCUUCUUUGGCCUCUCAGCAGCAUUUCACAUCUGGCAGGUGAUUCAAAAACGAAGCUGGUUCUUUAUACCAUUUGUUAUUGGUGGAAUUUUCGAGACUGUUGGCUAUGCAGCAAGACAUUAUAGUGCAGAACAAACACCGGACUGGACAACCAUGUCUUACGUGAUUCAAGAGCUCUUUCUUUUGUUGGCUCCUUCCUUUUUCGCCGCAUCUAUUUACAUGAUUCUUGGCCGAAUUAUCCGCCUUUUAAACGCCGAUUCAAACUCCCUUAUUCGACCAAAUUGGCUCACGAAGAUAUUUGUGACCGGAGAUGUCUUGUCGUUUCUCAUGCAAAGCAGCGGAGGUGGCAUGCUCGCAACUGCCAAAUCAACAUCCAGCAUGAACCUAGGAGAAAAUAUAAUCGUGGGAGGCCUUUUCGUCCAGGUCGUUUCCUUCGGAUUCUUCAUCAUCAUUUCAAUAAUCUUUCAUCGCCGUAUGCUCGCUACUCCGCUGCAUUAUAUGGUCAAGACUCAAAUUCCUUGGACGCGUUAUAUGAUGGUUUUGUAUGCUGCGAGCGCGCUUAUUUUAAUUCGAUCGAUUUACCGAGUGGCCGAAUACAUUCAAGGCAGUACUGGGUACCUGCAGAGCAAAGAGGUAUUUGUUUACAUCUGCGAUGCGACUUUGAUGGUGAUUUGUUGUCUGUUGUUCAACGCAUUCCAUCCGAGCAAUAUUCUGUCAAAGUCGCCUGAUGUUGAGGAAAGAGAGGAUUUGGAGAUGAUGAAUCAAACUGGAUAUAGAAGUUACAGUGUUUAG
This is a messenger RNA of Penicillium verhagenii, 849 nucleotides long. RefSeq names its product RTA1 domain-containing protein. The record is from RefSeq and is a predicted model, not a curated record. NCBI's taxonomy places the organism in Eukaryota, Fungi, Ascomycota, Eurotiomycetes, Eurotiales, Aspergillaceae. Bases 1 to 849 code for a protein of 282 amino acids. The transcript is spliced from 3 exons. Gene Ontology annotation, cellular component: membrane.